GAUGAUAGAUAUCAACAGAAAAAACGAGCAUUGAGUAGUGAAUAUUUGAUGAUCGUGAAUUCGUGGUCGUGCAGACGUCAGACGUGCAGCCGAGUUCUUUUUCGCUUUUUUGUGAUCUACUGGUCUUCAGUCAUGUUCUUUGAUCUUGGUAUAACUGGUAGUAUUUGACAUUCUGACUAUUUGUCAUGCAACAACUCUAAGCUGGUUCUCCAACUGUGUACGCCAUCCAAAGAAUUGGAGGACACAAGCACACAGACACACAGUCAUACAACACACAUUCAACAUGACCGUUGUAAAUUGUAAUAGCUCAUAAACUAAUUAAUGGCGGAAGAAAGCAUUUGACUUCAAUUUUUAUAUCAUUGUUUCAACCAAUCUUUCUUUCCCAAAUUAUGAACAACUACUUUUUCACCCUCUUUACAAAAACCAAACUAAACCAAACUUUCAUCUGUAAAUUCACUUGAACAUCUUCCCAAAAAAAACCCCAUCUUUACAUAAAAAAGGAACAACCUUUUUCUUUGCUCACCAAAUUUCUCGCCAACUGUUCGACGAAUUGCCUCAGAGAAAGUUUAAUUUUUUUCAAAUGGAAAAACCCAAUUCACCAUCAUCAAAUUUCAUUUCAGUUUUCUCAAAUUUGCCAAAACCAUUUGAAGGUGAAGGUGAUGGGAAUCAUAAACCACUAAGUUUGUGGCCAGGAAUGUAUCAUUCACCAGUAACAAUUGCAUUAUGGGAAACAAGGUCUAAAAUGUUUGAGAUCAUGAAUGACCCAUCAAUUGAUCAUCCUCCACAAACUAAUUUGCUUACUAAAACUCCUUCUCAAUCUAGAAUGACUGUUCUUUACAAUUUCUCCUCUGAUUUUAUUCUUAGAGAGCAGUAUAGGGAUCCUUGGAAUGAGAUGAGGAUUGGGAAAUUGCUUGAAGACCUUGAUGCCCUUGCUGGUACUAUCUCUGUCAAGCAUUGUUCUGAUGAUGACUACACUACAAGACCAUUAUUGCUCGUUACUGCUUCUGUAGACAGGAUUGUUUUGAAGAAGCCAAUCAGCGUAGACAGUGAUUUGAGGAUAUCUGGCUCAGUCAUAUGGGUUGGUUGGUCCUCAAUCGAGAUUCAGCUGGACGUCAGUCAGGCCGCUGAAGAUUCAGUUGCUCUUACAGCUAACUUCAUAUUUGUGGCCCGGGACUCAAAGACACGAAAAGCUGCUCCGGUCAACAGGAUCUCUCCUGAAUCUGAAAUAGAAAAACUCUUGUUUGACGAUGCGGAAGCAAGAAGCAAAUUUAGGAAAAGAAAAAGAGGGCAAAACACAAGGGAGCAUGCCAAUGGAGAAGUAAAUAGAUUAGAAGCUCUUUUAUCUGAGGGACGCAUCUUCUGUGAUAUGCCAGCAUUGGCGGAUAGAAAUAGCAUUCUUUUGAGGGAUACCCGUCUUGCAAACUCUUUGAUAUGCCAACCUCAGCAGAGAAACAUCCACGGUAGGAUCUUUGGAGGGUUUCUGAUGCACAGAGCAUUUGAGCUUGCUUUCUCUACAGCAUAUGCAUUUGCUGGUGUCAGACCUUCCUUUCUAGAAGUUGAUCAUGUUGACUUCUUGAAACCUGUGGAUGUUGGUGACUUUUUGCGUUUCAAAUCAUGCGUUCUUUACACAGAACUGGAAGAUCCAGAACAUCCUUUGAUAAAUGUUGAGGUUGAAGCUCAUGUUACUAGGCCUGAAAUCAGGUCAAGUGAGGUGUCCAACACAUUCUACUUCACAUUCACCAUCUGUUCAGAAGCGAAGGCUGAGAAAAACAAAGUUAGCAUUCGCAACGUCGUAGUAGCCACUGAAGAGGAAGCACGUCAUAUCUUAGAGCGUAAGGAUGCAAAGGCUUUGCAAGUUAGCAAGUGUGAGAACAAUUGAAACACUACUUUUAUACGAACAAUACUACUCCUAACUGGAUACAGCAGGCUACAGAAGCUUAUGUAUGCCAUCAUAAAAUGAUUUGUCUUACUGUAAAAUAUGUGAUGCUUCUGAUAUCAUUCACAUGUAUGAUGUAUCUGCAAAAACAAUAUAACAGAACCACUUUCUUAUACCUUUGAUUUAUUCAUAAGUUAACCAAGUGUAUCAGCUGUAUGAAGUUGCACAUGAUCAUGGAUCAACUCUUCCAAUUUUUAAAUGUGUCAGAAAUCAAAAGGAGUUGUUCCCUUCCUACAA
Molecule: messenger RNA, 2173 nt
Organism: Beta vulgaris subsp. vulgaris (sugar beet)
Lineage: Eukaryota; Viridiplantae; Streptophyta; Magnoliopsida; Caryophyllales; Amaranthaceae
Product: acyl-coenzyme A thioesterase 2, chloroplastic
Exons: 5
Coding region: 581-1879 (432 amino acids)
Biological process (GO): acyl-CoA metabolic process
Molecular function (GO): fatty acyl-CoA hydrolase activity
Source: RefSeq, a predicted model, not a curated record